This is a messenger RNA of Westerdykella ornata, 1242 nucleotides long. RefSeq names its product DUF647-domain-containing protein. The record is from RefSeq and is a predicted model, not a curated record. The transcript is spliced from 6 exons. The annotation marks the transcript as partial. Lineage: Eukaryota; Fungi; Ascomycota; Dothideomycetes; Pleosporales; Sporormiaceae.
AAGACAUAUGCUCAGCGGAUCUUGGAUGUGUUUCUUCCUGCCGGAUAUCCGCAUAGCGUCACUGAGGAUUACAUACAAUACCAAAUCUAUGACUCAUUACAAGCUUUCUCCUCCUCAAUAGCCGGUCUUCUUUCAUCGCGAGCGGUCCUAGAAGGUGUUGGCGUUGGAGACGCUUCAGCAAGCCCCACUGCAGCCUUGCUUUUGAACGUCCUCCAGGAAAGCAUGGGACGCAUCGCCACCAUUCUGUUCGCGCACAAACUCGGCACGUCGCUUGAGCCGGAAUGCAAGAUGUACCGGCUAGCAGCCGAUAUUCUCAACGACAUGGCCAUGGUUUUAGAUUGCCUCUCGCCGGCGUUCCCAAAAGCUGGGAGAGUGCUGAUAUUGUCCUUCUCGAGCGUGCUGAGGUCCCUCUGCGGCGUGUGUGCUGGAAGCUCCAAGGCUAGCUUAUCAGCUCAUUUUGCGAAGCGGGGAAACUUGGGUGAAUUGAACGCUAAAGAUUCCAGCCAAGAGACGGUAAUAUCUCUGCUAGGAAUGGUGGCCGGAAGUAUUGUGGUGUCGUGGGUAUCGACGCCUAUGGCAACAUGGGCAACUCUUAUCGGACUGCUGUCGAUCCAUCUGGCGACCAAUUAUGCCGCCGUAACGUCGGUCAGCAUGCGGACGUUAAACCGGCAACGAGCGAACAUAGUAUUCAGCAGGAUUCUGCAGGACGGUGAAGUGCUGAGGCCAACAGACGUCUCGAAGAUGGAGCGAAUCCUCGAACGUGAUGGGGUGUUGAGAUGGACCGACGACCAUAUCCUCGGACACUGUUGCAUUGGGGUGCCAUUGGCAAAAUUGCUGGGCACUAUAGGGGAGAGCCAUGACCGGACAGGAUCGCUUACUCUGCAGGACAUCAAGAUCUCCAAGUUGCUACAACUCUUUGAGAGCGAGGCUUACAUCCUUUGGCACGCUCAGUCGACGAUCACGAUUGUCCUGAAGGAGGGAUGCUCUCCUGUGGAUCAACUUCAAGCAUGGAUGCAUUCCCUACUGCUUGCCCAGCGCGCAAGAGAAAACACUUCCAGGGAUCAGCCUGAGGAUGACAGGAAUGGGCUCGCUGAGAUAAGAGCUACGUUGAGGGAGGCGAAGAAAUGCCUCAGCACCAAUGUCGCCAGACUUAGAAACGCAGGAUGGGACUUGGACACGGCUGUGCUGGAGACACGCGCAGGUACACGGAUUUCGGUCGAUUUUGGGCAAGGUGACCUAUGA